Messenger RNA from Engraulis encrasicolus (European anchovy), 457 nucleotides. Its product is annotated as lysozyme C, spleen isozyme-like. Lineage: Eukaryota; Metazoa; Chordata; Actinopteri; Clupeiformes; Engraulidae. The record is from RefSeq and is a predicted model, not a curated record. Gene Ontology annotation, molecular function: lysozyme activity. Bases 1 to 441 code for a protein of 146 amino acids. The transcript has 4 exons.
AUGAAAGCUCUUGUGCUUCUCGGCCUGGUGACUGUAGCCAGUGCUAAGGUGUUUGAGAGAUGUGAACUGGCCCGGACGCUGAAGGCUGCUGGGAUGGACGGCUUCCAUGGAACCAAAUUAGCUGACUGGGUCUGUCUGGCCAAGUGGGAAUCGGACUACAACACUAAGAAGGUCAAGAACCUCAAAGACCGAAACAACUCCUCACUCUACGGACUCUUCCAACUCAACAGCAAGCUUUGGUGCGACGACGGGCAAACUCACGAGUCAAAGAAUGCCUGCCGCGUUAAGUGUUCAGCCUUGCUGUCCGAUAACAUCCAAGCAUCCAUUGCAUGUGCCAAGAAAGUGGUCAAGGGCGAAAAUGGUCUCCGUAAUUGGGUGGACUGGCGCCACCACUGCGAGGGACGGGACAUCCGCAAAUACGUUGCAGGUUGUGGAGUGUAAACUCUGCCAAAGAGCU